Messenger RNA from Uloborus diversus, 1599 nucleotides. RefSeq names its product beta-secretase-like. Gene Ontology annotation, cellular component: trans-Golgi network; endosome; membrane. Gene Ontology annotation, molecular function: aspartic-type endopeptidase activity. The transcript has a single exon. The record is from RefSeq and is a predicted model, not a curated record. Bases 1 to 1365 code for a protein of 454 amino acids. NCBI's taxonomy places the organism in Eukaryota, Metazoa, Arthropoda, Arachnida, Araneae, Uloboridae. Gene Ontology annotation, biological process: membrane protein ectodomain proteolysis; amyloid-beta metabolic process.
AUGUUGCUUUUUACGUUGUCAUUGUUUACUGUACUUACGUGUCCCACCAUCGCUUUCAAUGUUAAAAUUGAAGGCGAAGCACAGAAUGGAUACUAUUUGACUGUUCAUUUAGGAACUCCCCCUCAGAAGAUGAACCUUCUUCUUGAUACUGGUAGCAGUAAUAUUGCAGUAACUAUUAGUCCAACUGCAAGUCACGCUAAUUAUUUCAAGUUUCUUGAAUCUUCCACAUGGCGACCUUCCAAAAUCAAAAUUUUUUUGCGAUACGUUGAAGGAUCUUGGUCUGGAUAUUUGGCCACUGAUGUUUUAAAUCUUUGCAUGCCCAGCAACUGCUCAAUAGUUACAAAUAUUGGAUGUAUGACUUCAUCUGAAAACGUUUUUGAUGAGAACUCCCCAUUCGAAGGUACAUUAGGUCUCGCUUACCCUGCGCUUGCCAGACCUGACUCUUCCAUUCAAACAUUUUUUGAGACAUUUUCGGAAAUUCAAAAUAUUCCUGAUGUUUUUGCUGUAUCUCUUUGUGGCCCAUUUUUGAGUAGCAGUGAACAUACAACGUCCUGCGGUAAAUUACAUAUAGGUUAUAUUUCUAACAAUGAUAUUAAUGGAACAGUAAUGUAUACACCCAUUGUCAAGGAGUGGUAUUAUGAAAUAACUCUAACUAAUAUGAAAGUUGGGAACGAUGAUAUGCCUUUUGAUUGUCGUGAAUUAAAUCAACAUCAAACAAUAGUUGACUCUGGCACAACCCAGUUGAGUUUACCCAAGAAGAUAUACUACUGGACUAUUAAUACACUAAAAGGUCAUGUUAAAAAAACUUUACAUGAAGAAUUUUGGUAUAAUCAAUCAGAAUUAUGCUUUUUGAGGGAUGAUUUUGAUUCGUUUUCCUUUCCAAAUAUUACCUUAUCAGUUUAUUCCACCUAUAACAGCUCAUUUGAUCUUAUUAUCUCUCCUGAAUUGUACAUCCUCCGAACACAUAAUGAUGAUGAAACUUGUGCAAUUCUUGCUAUUGGGAGUUCGGAGUGGGGAACGACAAUUGGUGCUACAAUUUUGAAAGGUUUUUAUGUCGUUUUUAAUCGCCAAAUGAAGACUCUGGGAUUUGCCAACUCGACUUUUACUUCAAGCUCAAAGAGAUUUGUCUCUUUGGUUACAAACCUUGUUAGUGAAAGAAAAAAUUUUAAUCAAUGCAAAAGUGCUGAGAAUUCGGAAGAUACUGAAAUAUCCACUUUUACCAUCGUUUUACUAUGUUGUGCUGUGGUUUUUGCUGUAAUACUUUUAUACAUGCUGCUUUCUUGGAUAUGGCGCCAUUUCAUUUUGCGUUCAAAUGAGCUUUCUGACACUAGUAGCUUAGUUGAUGAAGAUGACGAAGAAUAUUGAACCGAAAAAUGGUGCAGCUGAAUGUAUGAAAUCAGCAAGCUAAUAACAUGUGAUAAAGUUUUAUUUAAACAUUGAGCACAAUGUUUUUACAUUUAAAUGUCUGAAGUGUUUUAUCGACAAUUUUUAUAUAUAAAUAUCUGAAGUGUUUUUUCGACAAAAGGUGCUUUUCUGUUAUAGGUUUUUCAUAGAACUUUUUAAAUCUUGGCUAUUGUCCAUUAUAUUUAUUAUCGCCAU